CAUAAUUACAUGAUCACAGCCCCGUGGUGUCGUCUAGGCCAACAUUUGCCACUUUUCCAAUUUGUCUGGUUACUAAAUGAUGUAAAAGUCGCCUUUUAAUAAAUCAGGACGCAGUAAAGGUUGGAGAAAACCCCGCCAGGACACCGUAUUUAGCGCCAACAGGUGGUGUUUGAAAGCCCUCAUAUGAGUAGCGAAAAAAACGACAUUUUUGGCGGGGUCAUUGAACGCUGCAUUAGACAUCACGGGUGUGCGAGACAUUUAAGAGCUGCAGGAAAAAACAGCGCUCUUGCUCGGUCACUGAGCUGCUUUACCCGGCGCUCAGUGACAGCUGUGCGGCGUGUUCCUAAACUAUGCGGGGCCUCCCCGUGUUUCUCAUCCACUGUAGUUAAACUCCGAUCAAAGAAGAAGGAGCGCAGACACCAACUCAUCCCUCAGUCCGGUAAAGUGAUCGCUUAAGUUUGCCUGUUUGAUCACCAGCAGCACUGAGUAACUAUGGACUGUGAGGCCGUUCCUCAACUCUGUACAUGUUACUCAGGGCCACUGAUCGAUGAUCGUGACAGUUUGCGUGUUUAUAAUCAGACACUGACCUCGCGGCCCGUUGUUAGUCAGUGGUGCUGGUGUCAGUCAUUAUGCAGAUGUGCUCUAAGGAGCUUGGAAAGAAAAGCGUCUGGACUUCUUUAAAGAAGUCCUGCCGGUAAAAACAACUUUAAUCAACUUUUCCUUGUACAAAAUAAAUGAUACAAAGUCAAUUAAAAAUACUGACGCUCAUCUUCAAAAUCAUCCACAGUACAGACAUAACUACAUGGUCACAUGUGGCCCUGUGGGCUCAUACGCUACAUGUUUAUAUAAAGAAAAUACCUAUGAUGAUGCACUGAGGCGUUUCUUGUUCUUCCUGUCACCUUCACCCGUAGACUGUCUCCUCUCGCCACAGCAUCAGCGGCGCUCUGGUUCGUCCUCAAAGACACUCACAGAUCUCUGUGCUACACAUUCAAUAAUAUCAUUAAUGUGAAUGUUUUAAUAUUUUUAGUGCAAAAUCUGAUCUGGUCACAGCGCUGAAAAACACCAAAGUGUCCCAGCAUGGAGUCAAAUUCAAAGUCGGAGUUAUUGUUUCAGUCCUCUGCUCUUAUUAAAUGUAACAAAAAUGACAACAUGGUUGUAAAAUCUUAGAGGAACCUUUUUCACCUUUUUGUCAGGUCACAAACAGAGACACCUCUAGAAAAACCUCAGGACAGUCUGGUGUUUAGUUUCUCACAGGAAGGAUUUUGUUGGACUGAUAACGGCUGCAGAGUUUCAGAGGAUGGAAAGUAAAUCUAGAAUCAGGAUCUGUGUCGGCUGCUCAGGAUCCAUCUUAGUGUGUUUGUCUGAUCCUGCAGCUCACAGGAAGUUGCUCCACCUACAACAGGAUAGAUAAACUGUGCAGUGAUAUCUCUGCAGGCAGGACGUAGAUGUGCUAACGGGAGAAAAUGAAUUCUGUUUUUUCCCAGUGUCUUUUUCUAAAAUCUACAUUGUUAAUGAUGAUUGGUUUUAAAAAUCUUCCACUGAGACAAAAGCAGCCAUAAAUGUAGAUCCUCUAUAUGUUGAUCACGUCUCUGUGUCAGUAUGAGACUUUAGUGCAGCCUCUCUGGUUCACUGCAGUCUUUGUCUCUGUUUUUCUGUCAGGUGUUCACAUUGUCCAGGUGAUGGACGGCUGUGAAUGGGAUGAAACAGGUGAAGUGACUGGAUAUCGCCAAUACGGUUAUGAUGGAGAGGACUUCAUAAGCUUUGACCUGAAGAAAGAGACAUGGGUCGCUGCAAAACAACAGGCUGUCAUCAGCAAAAACAAGUGGGACAGUGACAGAGCUUGGAUCGCACAGACAAAGAACUACCUCACCCAGGAUUGUCCUGAGUGGCUGAAGAAGUAUGUGACCUAUGGGAGGAGCUCUCUGAUGAAAACAGAUGUCCCCAAAGUGUCUCUCCUCCAGAAGUCUUCCUCCUCUCCAGUCACCUGCCACGCUACAGGUUUC
Haplochromis burtoni (Burton's mouthbrooder) is the source of this 2003-nucleotide messenger RNA. Its product is annotated as major histocompatibility complex class I-related gene protein. Lineage: Eukaryota; Metazoa; Chordata; Actinopteri; Cichliformes; Cichlidae. The record is from RefSeq and is a predicted model, not a curated record. Gene Ontology annotation, cellular component: external side of plasma membrane. The transcript is spliced from 2 exons. The annotation marks the transcript as partial. Gene Ontology annotation, biological process: immune response.